Messenger RNA from Homarus americanus (American lobster), 4539 nucleotides. RefSeq lists its product as uncharacterized. The transcript is spliced from 11 exons. Bases 285 to 2756 code for a protein of 823 amino acids. NCBI's taxonomy places the organism in Eukaryota, Metazoa, Arthropoda, Malacostraca, Decapoda, Nephropidae. The record is from RefSeq and is a predicted model, not a curated record.
CACGCGUCGCCAUGGUGACCGACGGCAGCGUCAGUAUGGCCUCAAUACAACUCUUGUUGGCUCAGGGAAUGUAUCAAAUAAUUGUAUUUUAAAGUGAGCGGUAGGAAUAAUUAUUUCUUAAGACUACGAUAAUAAUAGCUAGUCACUGAAAAAUGUCAUGAAACUGUACAAAAGUUUUACAAUGGUACAUGUUAAUAACGCACAAAAGGUGAAUCACAAGUCCAGCCUCACCACCCCACCAAAGUUCAUAUGUUUCAGGUUUAAAAUAAAAGUGCCAAGUAAAAAUGAUGGAAGAUGUGAACGCUGAAUGUAAAAAGUUCUGUAUAGAGUGGGCCAACUUCCACAAAGUGACUCGGGUAUUGGUGAAAGCAAUACGGAGGAUACACCACGGAGUGCGGGCAGAACACGCACAGCUCAAGGGAACUAUAAAGACUUCGGGUUUAAAAUCAAAGGUGUUGGCUAGACAUGAAACUGCUUUUAAGAAAGUUAUUUUGGGUCUUAGAGAUUAUGCAGCUAACUUUUUGGAAAUGGAAGAACAGUACCGACAACUCUUAAAAUCUCGUAGUAAGUUCUGUAAGAUUCAGUUUGCUAGAGUGGGGGAAAGACGUAGCCAAGUGGAGGUUCAGAGAGACACAAUAUUGUUUUCUAUCGAAAGUUUAAUAAAAGCUCAGUUGAAAAUUAUAGCAGGAAAUUUUAGUGAGAAGUCUAAAGUACUAUCAGAAGCUGGUAUUUUUGAAGUCAUAGCAGCAUACAAUGAAAUACUUGUCAAAUUAAAGAAUAUCAUACCUAAGAAAGAAGAAGAAUUUGAAGAUGAAGAGGAAGAACUCGAUAGUGAUUCCUUGUACAGAACUCUGAUGCCUGAUAACUUAGUUCCUCCACUGUCUUGCUUAAAACAAAUGACAGCCUCAAAGAUUCUUCAGACUAUAGGGAGAGAGAGAGCACCUCAUGUGACUAAUUGCAUUGCUGAUACUCUAAUGCUAGAAUUUAAAAUGCCAGUUGAAAAUGGGACAGUAUUGCCAUGGAAACCAUUAAAUUAUAGAAGUGGUAAAUCUGGUUUGGUCACGGGAGAUAUAUUUGAAGAUGCAAUUGCUAAGGAAGAAGAUGAAAAUAAGAUAAACCAGCAAAAAUUAGACUUAGCUCUAAGAAUGGAGUUUGGAGAAGACUUUCCUGGGACAGAUUAUCUGCCAGCCAAUGAAGCCGGGGAUGUCACUAGCCCAGUGUGCUGUUCCAAAGUUGACUCUCUGAUUAAAGCUAACUCAGAGCUGCUGAACUUACUCGUUGAGAAGUUUACAAAGACAACAGGAGUUCUCAUCAAAGGCAUGGUGAAGCACGGCAAAUCUGGUGAGAAACGUUUAAGCAAAGCUGCAAGAACCCGAAUUGAAACUUACUAUGUGGAGAGAGUUUGGGGUGAAGGUUCAGAGUUUGUAGAGGAACUGGUGCUGUGGGUUCCUCCCCCAGCCAGACCACCACCCUUCCCACCCCCAGCACUUCUCACUCCUCUCAAGAUCUUUCAAGUACUCACUAUCUUCCAGCAGUAUUGUAAUAAAGCUUUAAUCCCCGAGUCCUGUUAUACAAGUUGUGAAGGUGUUGUUGAUGAGUGUCGACACCUAGCCACGACUUCAUUUGUAGACCGGGGUUUAGUACGCGGUAUUGGCGCGUAUGCCACCUCCUCUCCUCGGCCUUACAAGUUACCCGAUGGAAAUUUCUCCACUGUAGGCGGUGAUGGCAUUGGAGAUGUUGUUCAGUUAUUAGUCUGGGAAAUCAAUGAGAUAGAACGAGCUGAGGUGGAGAAGGAACCUAAGGACUGGCCAGUGGGUGAUGAGGUAGGGCUGCUUCUUAGGCUAGGAGGAGCUGUUAGUUCGAUGUUGUGUUGGCUGCAGCUCCGUGCCACACACCUCCUACACACGUGGAACACAGCACCAUUCUACCUCCUCACUCAGGCUGACCUACCCAGAAUUAUUGAAGAACUCAAGCUGCUAAGAAUUCAAGAGAGAGACAACCUUAUCAAAACAGACGACAUGGCUCGCCUGCUGUACGCCACGUACCGUGACAAACUGGUGAAGAUAAUUGAAAUAGUAGUUGAGAAAACAAAGGACUAUGAAGAAGAGACAGUGGAAGCAGUUAGUGCAGUUUGUCGAACUGUGAGUCUAGCCCAGUUGCAGAACUCCAUGCCCAAACCAAGGAUCUGGCGGGGGAUUGGUCGUAUACCACAUGAACCACAUUGUUAUGUCUACGAUUAUAUUGCUGCAGUCUUAGAACCUGUGCUAGAUGCUGUAACCAAGCUUGGUGUGAUAUUGCAGCGACGUGCAGGAGCGACCAUAUUGAAAGUUGUUUGUUAUGCAUGGUUGGAACACAUACGCGUUCAGAAGAUCAAGUUUUCACUCUGGGGAGCACAACAGUUACUCAAAGAUUUUCAUGCACUAGCAGAAUGGCUACAGAAGUAUCCAGGUCUUGCACCAGAAGCUCGAACUCAGGUUCUGGCAGUGGAUGUGCUGAGAGAGUGUGAGGGUGUGGCAAGGUUACUCAUGAGACAGCCACCAUUGGUUGUAGGAUAUACUUCACAAAACCAGGUGGCACCCAUGGGCCCUAUCAGUGCAGGUCGCAAACAUGACAAAGAAGUAAAGUUAAGUCCAGACAAUGACGACAUCCCAGCAGAAAUGUAUGUUCCAAACCAACAGCUGUGGCUGUCCCUGAGAGCACGACCAGCAUCUUCCGUCUGCGUCAAGAUGGGUUCCUGUUGUUCCUGGCCUUAUUAACCAAUAGACAAGAUAACAUGGAUUUUUAUACAAUUUGUUAUAUUGAUGGCACACCUGUCUAAUAUGUCUUAAGUUUCAAUUGGUUCUACUCCUCAACUUCCUCUGCCAAUUUUGGUCAGGAACAACCUUCUCACUGAAUUUUAGCAAUGGUCACAGAUACACAAUUUAAUGUACUCUAUUUGCAUUCUAAGGAAUUUCUUUGAAAGUUAUUUUAUUAUUAUUAUUAUUAUUAUUAUUAUUAUUAUUAUUAUUAUUAUUAUUAUUAUUAUUAUUAUUAUUAUGAGAUCAGUUAUCUCUUGUCAGUCAAAUGGUAUGGUUGAAAAUUAGUGUGGAAAGAUAAUACCUUAUGUGUGUUGAUUUCCAGCACAAGCGGUCUGGCCAGUGUGAGUGCUCAGGAUCACGGGAGAUGUCUCACUCCCCUCUUAAUAGCACAGGUAGCAUAUCAUCGACCAGCAAAAGGGUUAACUCAAAUUCACUGGGAAGUCCCAAAUGUAGAUGCUGCCAAGUAUGAGUCAAAAGUCCCACUGCAGUUUCCUCCAUUCUUGUUAAGUGCACCACCUUUACCCUUGUAAGUACCCACAGUAAGCUAUUUAGCCAAUCAAUUAGAACAAUACAUUCCAUCUUAAUUGCAUUAGUCGAUUUAGUCACCACCAUACAGUACUUGCAUUAUCUGAUACGUUCAACAAUGAUGAAGUCUUUCUAAUCUUCAUUUUGUCAAUCACUUUCUUCACCAAUUCUCUUUCAAUCCUUGGGCAUGGUCCCUGUACUGGAUCUGCUGCUUCUACAUUGCCCUUGUCCCAAUCAAACAUCUCAUUCACCAGUACAGUAUUUUCUUUUAAGUCUCCUUGAUUUCUUCAUUAUCAAGAACAACAUUUCCAUAGUCAUUUCACAUAAGUACAUCCUUGUAUUUACCCAUUAUCUGCCCUCUAUUCUGUAUACAUCUCCUCUAGCUUCUACACUAUUCAUCUUAUCUUAAGUGCAUCCUGCUCACACCUCUUGGCCUCCAGGUAAGCUUCCUUAACACUACAUUCCAUAAAAGGCCCUGUACAAUUUUCUUUUAUAUCUCUCUCCAGUUAACACUUCGCUAAACGGACGAGAAGCCCAUCAAAGUUUUAUGUAUACAGGUAUCCCCUGUGAUAAGAGCGAGAGAUCGAUCCCUCGACAACAACUGCCAUGGAUCGGUUCUCAAGGAAACUAGAAAUUAGAAAACUAAGUGGGGUAGAGAAACUAUAAGAGGGAAGUUUAGAAAGGAAAGACUUAUGCCAUACUUUGUUUGGAGAUGUGUAGGGCCAUGACGAAAGUUUCCCCAUAAUCCCUAAGAGAGGAUGACCAAAGAUGGGUGCAGUAGGAGAGCAGAUCACCAGUAGAUCUUGCCUGCCAAAAGCCAUACUGGUGAUCCGACAAAAGAGAAAGGCUUUCAAGGUGACGGAGAAAAUGAGUAACUUGCUUCGAUAAUCUUAUAGAGGGAUUAUAAUGGUCACCCUUCUUCGGGAUGGGCUGAACCAAGGCAUGCUUCCAGAAAGAAGGAAAAGUUUGGGUUUUGAGGCAAAGGCAAAAGUGGCGAGCAAGCACAGGCCAGAAUUUCAACACACUCCCUCAGUAGGUUCAGUAGGAGGGGCAGGAGUCGGGGGAGGUAAGAGUUGGAAUUGUCUAAAGUGGAGUUAGAAGAGAAUAAGGUGCCAAAGAGAUUGGCUUUAUCAGGGGGAGAGUUGGCUCUAGAGUUAUCAGGUCAGAAGAGAGGAGGAAAAGAGGGAGUGCAGAAGUUAUUACAGAUGUUUUUGAU